Messenger RNA from Podospora anserina S mat+, 963 nucleotides. RefSeq lists its product as uncharacterized. The record is from RefSeq and is a predicted model, not a curated record. NCBI's taxonomy places the organism in Eukaryota, Fungi, Ascomycota, Sordariomycetes, Sordariales, Podosporaceae. The coding region runs from base 1 to 963 and encodes 320 amino acids. The transcript has 2 exons.
AUGGCCAACGGCAUCUUUUUUGUUUCUUGGGAGUUGUGGCAGCAGAUGACUUUUAUCCUAGCUAUGGGAAUAGUGGCUGUAUUUUGUGCAGGGCUGAUGAAACUCUGGUGGAAUAACCGUCUGGUGAAAAAACAAGAGCUGUUGGACGAAGAGAAGAGGCUGCGGGUGGAGGAGAUGCGCAGGUCAGGUCUUGGCAUGAAGCGAACGAACGAUAUCCCCUUCGGAGUUCGAGCUAUACAGGGUGGCGUGGAGGUUGAUGGGAUAUGGAUCUCAAGACCUGCAUCCCAGGACGACCCAGCUACUGCGAAGCUUGUAUCCUCCAAUUCGACGGCAAGUAGCCAAUCUUCUGCCUUACCACCGGUCUCCCAAGUCUCUUUGGAGAGCCAACGACCGCUUUUUCGAACAAUGGGCGGCUUGAAUGAGGAUACACUUCGAAGUUUGGAGGGGCAUGGAUCGAGACAGCCUCACGAUAUCUACGUCCCCACUUCGAGUCAACAAAUACCCCGUUAUCCUAGUCAGCAAAGCUCAGCGUCGUCGCUGGGAGAGUCUGCCUCGGCAAGAAGCGGGAGUGGGAAGGGCAACUCAUCGGCACUCAAUUCGAGGGUCUAUGCGCCAAAACCACUUCGUGAAGGACAGUAUCAGUACCAUCAGGUGGAUAGUGCGCGGAAUGGGCAGGACUCACCCCCAGAUCCUUUUCAAACCCCGGCCCGUACACCCAGUGGAUUCUCAGUUCGACUACCCAGUAGAACACAGACUCCCCUGUUACCAGUGAGCAGCAUACCAGCCCCCGAGCCGACCUUUGGGCCCGGCGACUUGCACUUGAACCGUUCUUCUCGGAGGGUGAACGGGGGAUUCGAGAUUCUACCAGCUGGAACUUUUGGAGGCCCAAGGAAGCUUGACCACUCCGUGAACCCAGUUCCGGGCAGAACUGCGUCCCAGUCUCCCAAUAAGCCGAGGACAUAG